AUGAAAAUGGAUAACCGAGUAGCCGAUUUCUCUGGAAAAUGCAGAAUAAAAAGCUCAGAAAACUUCGAGGAGCUGCUUAAAGCGCUGGGUGUAAAUGUCUUUUUGAGGAAAAUCGCAGUAGCAGCUGCAUCCAGGCCGGUGGUUGAGAUCGAGCAGCAGGGAGAGACUCUGUCAAUACAGACAUCCACUAGUGUUCACACGACUCACGUGUCCUUCACAGUGGGCCAGAGCUUCAAUGAGACCACUGUAGAUGGACGACCUUGCACGAGUUUUCCAAAAUGGGACAAUGACAGAAAGAUCAGCUGUGAGCAGACACUGCUGAAAGGAGAGGGACCUCGGACAUCCUGGACUCGUGAGCUGACUGAUAAUGGGGAGCUCAUACUAACUAUGAGUGCUGGAGAUUUUGUCUGUACCCGGGUCUAUGAACGAGAGUGAGGGCUCACAUUUUUGGUCUCCUUCAAAACUUUAAUU
Messenger RNA from Neoarius graeffei (lesser salmon catfish), 471 nucleotides. It is a transcript of the gene crabp2b, whose product is annotated as cellular retinoic acid binding protein 2, b. Gene Ontology annotation, molecular function: fatty acid binding. NCBI's taxonomy places the organism in Eukaryota, Metazoa, Chordata, Actinopteri, Siluriformes, Ariidae. The transcript has 4 exons. The record is from RefSeq and is a predicted model, not a curated record. Bases 1 to 435 code for a protein of 144 amino acids. Gene Ontology annotation, cellular component: nucleus; cytosol. Gene Ontology annotation, biological process: fatty acid transport.